Messenger RNA from Phytophthora nicotianae INRA-310, 2788 nucleotides. RefSeq lists its product as hypothetical. Gene Ontology annotation, biological process: regulation of transcription by RNA polymerase II. The record is from RefSeq and is a predicted model, not a curated record. The transcript has a single exon. NCBI's taxonomy places the organism in Eukaryota, Oomycota, Peronosporomycetes, Peronosporales, Peronosporaceae. Gene Ontology annotation, molecular function: RNA polymerase II cis-regulatory region sequence-specific DNA binding; DNA-binding transcription activator activity, RNA polymerase II-specific; protein heterodimerization activity. Gene Ontology annotation, cellular component: CCAAT-binding factor complex. The coding region runs from base 131 to 2728 and encodes 865 amino acids.
CGCGGGAAAUGUCAAGUUGGACUAGGGGGUACGAUGCAGAUGAUCGUUGACUUGCUUUUACUAUGAAACAGUGUACCACACAACAACGUACUGUACCCCUCAAAUUCCUUCGGCGAAAGCUCAAAACCCGAUGGCCCAACCGGCGGCGGCAGGGAUGGCGUCUGCAUCCGCGGCGUCACCAGCUCAACCAGCGAUCUCCACGUCCCCCAGCACCGCGAAAAACGGAGCCAAGACGCAGGCGCAUCCUCCCGUUCAAGCUCCAUCCUCGAUUUCCCAGGAUAAAUCUCAAAAUGUCGCCGCGUCGGCGGCACAACCUCCUCCUGCCAGCACCGAAACGUCUGCAGCCUCUGCAGAAGCUAAAGCGAGCGGUCAGCAUGCAGAAGCCACUGCAAAUUCAAAUGGAGAUGCGUCUGCGAUGGACUGCGCGCUCCGAACGCAAGAAGAUGCGCGUAGACUGCAGUUCGCGCUAGCGCAGCAGCAAGUGGAGCAGUACCAGGCUAUGACCAAGCAGCUCGAGGCUCAGUCGGGUAUCGCCAUGACACCUUCCAGUACUAUUGGUAGUAGUAAUAGUACUAUCACUACGAGCAUGACGGGGCUGGCCAAGACGUCGGAGGACUUGCAGAAACUGCGGCAGGAGCAGCUGACCAGAUUGCAACAGAACGUGCAGCGUCAAGCGGCCAUGGCGGCACAGGCGGUGCAGAAGAGAAACAAUGAGGAGUGGCUACGUAGUAAGUUGCUGCUAGAACAAGAGCAUCUGAGACUACUGAGACUCCAUGAGCAGCAACUUAAGCAAACGAAGGGAAACACGGUGACGGCGGCCACGGCCACGUCUAUCGCGGACGGUUUGUUGGCACAGCAGCAACAGGUCAUGAGACAGCAGCAAUUACUUCGAGAUAUGAUGCAGAAACAGCAGAAACAGCAACAGGCACAGCUACAGCUACAGAUUCAACUCCAGAAGGGAGAAAAGAGUACAACCAGCUCGACCACGCAGGCUGUGACUACCACGACGAAGCCUUACGUUACCACAGCACCAACGUAUUACUCGUUGAAGAAGAAGAAGAGUAAGACAGCGUUCGAUACGGACCUCGAGGCGCUGGCCAAGGUCUGUAUUCGGGUAGCCAACUCGAGAACCGACUGCGAGAUGCGGCAGGCGCUAGACAAGAUAACGUCGUGGCUGCAUCGAUGUACAGAGCUGAUGCUGCUACAGAUUGCUCAACGGGAUUAUCGCGACUCCUUGGCGCACCGCCGACCGGUGCUGAUUCAGCAGGAUCGAUGGCCACUGGAUCUCCAAGUCAAGUCCGAAUUUGUCACGCAGAAGAUUGUGCAGAUGUUAGGGGCGUUUGCCCUUCGUGAGAAGAAUAAAGCAGCGCAACAGGAAGCGGCUGCGAAGGCUGCAGCAGCCGCCAGCUCCGCUGUUGCUACUGCUUCCGCUGCUACUACGUCGGUUGGCGCUGCUAAUGCUACUGCUACCGUCCCCGCUACUUCGAAUGUCACUUCGACAACCCCUGCUAACGGUACUACAGGCUCUGCUGGUAACACUGCCGCUGCUUCUACGCCUGCAUCGGCAACAGCUACGACACCUACAGCACCCGCAGCAACAGCUUCCCAGUCAAUAAUAUUAUCACCAGCCGUUCGGGUUCCUGUCAAGCGUGACAUGGCAGCGGUCGAACGUGAGUACGCGGAAAUCAAGGCUCAGUUGCAAGCCAAACAGCUCGAGACGAACCAGAAGGCUAAGGCGAAACGAGAUGCAGCCAAGCUCGAGGCAGCCAAAGUCAGCAACAGUACGACAACUGCUGCGAUGUUGGCAGCGUCCUACAAGCGCCCGCUGCAGGUAGAAAUUCCUGGAUCUGUCAAGAAACCACGGAUGGACUCGAUUGGAACGCCAUCGCCGUCAAUAUCUACCGGUUACCGGCCGUCAACGACCACUGUACCUCCGAUAUCUCCUCGUGUCGCCCAGCAGUUUUACGAUCUGGAUUUGGCCACCCGUGCAAGCUCAGAGAGUGACGAUAAGAUGUAUCUCCCGUCGAAGAUAAUAUCCAAAAUCAUGUACAGAGCGUUGCCAGGCGAUCAUGAAGAAAACACGGCUACUACUGAGUCAGUAAAGGGCAGAACUCCCUCUCCAGCCGUGUCUCCCACCCACAGCGUCCAGGAACUCGACUCUUCUCAAGACUCGAUCAGUAUCAGCGACGACGCGGUGACGUUCAUGCAAGAAUGCGUCACCGAGUUCCUCCUGUACUUCACGAGUGAAUCCCGCGAUCUGUCCAUCAUGCAGAACCGGAGAACGAAAAAAGGUGUGGGCUUGUCGAUCUCCGGCUCCAACGUCGUUGAGAGCAUGGAAAAUCUGGGAUUCACUUCGUAUGCUCGAGUAUUGUCCGGAUACAACGAGAAGGUCAAGGCUAGUCAAGACGCAGCGGCGAGGAAGAAGAUGGAACGCAAGAAACUCGUCCAACAACAGGCAUUGCAGAAAGCCAUAGCUGCAAAUGCUGCCAAGGCAGGCAAGAGUGUUAUUCCUCCUCAACCGUACACGAAUAUCGGGAUCAAACCUGUAGUUCCAUCGCCACUGGCGCGGCCUGGUGCUAGUGUCGCUUCUACAAUUACAAGAGUAAUACCGAGUGCAAAGCCGACGACAGCACCGAACCCAGUAGCGGUGGCCACUACAAAGGCCACACCUCCAGUAGCGAAGCCAGAGAUACCAGCAACUACGUGUAGUACAACGCCAACAAAAUGAGUACUUAAGUAUGAUGCAAGUACAGACAAAACAUUUUGGGCACUAACUACUUAUCUGGAA